Molecule: messenger RNA, 549 nt
Organism: Meloidogyne enterolobii
Lineage: Eukaryota; Metazoa; Nematoda; Chromadorea; Rhabditida; Meloidogynidae
Source: the annotation of a GenBank genome assembly
AUGUUUUUUAAGCAAUUUAUAGCGGCUUUCAACCAAAACAUAAUUCCUGUCCGUUAUGAAAGAUCUUUUAGAGGAUUAAAAAAGUUGAUGGAAAGGCAAGGUUUAGUACCUUUUAGUGAAGAUGAUCAGGCUUUUAAUCAUUUGGAAAGGAGGGCUGGAAUGUUGAAGCCAAUACAUACUGUGGAGGAACAAAUUGAAUAUAUGGCUAGUGAAGCAUAUUGGAAUGUCUACAAAGACAGACCAAUUUGGGAAACUUCUUGGAAACGCAAUUUACGUACACAAUUAAAAUGGCAGCCUCCAACAAGACUUUUUUGUAUUGAUCGAAAUGGACGUUUUAAUGUAAAUAAUGCUUGCCCUGUUUGUCGAGACGAAUAUUUUUUCUUUGAUUACAGGAAUCCAAAAUUAAUGCAACAUUUUUUACAACCUGGAACUGAUUUGCCCAUAUCCAAUUUAAAAACUGGUUUGUGUAUUGAACAGACAAUCAAUUUACAAGCUCAAGUGUUGAAAGCAAAGGAAAAUGGUUUUAAAAUUUUUUUUUUAAUUUUUUGA